Molecule: messenger RNA, 22421 nt
Organism: Paramuricea clavata
Lineage: Eukaryota; Metazoa; Cnidaria; Anthozoa; Malacalcyonacea; Plexauridae
Source: the annotation of a GenBank genome assembly
AAUAUCAUUAUUUGCAGAACUUUUGUUGAUAUACAAUCAUGGGGAAAACGAAUAAUAAAGAUACGCCCCAGAAAGCUCCAACUCAUGUUGUUGCCCUAUAUGAUCAUUUACCGACAGAAGAUGACAUAUUCAACGUGAGCGAACCUAGUUUUGUUGUUCCUGAUGCCAGCGUUCACUUGACCAUGAAGAAAGGAGAGAUUUUUGAAGUAAUUGGAGAAAUUAACUGGUGGUUAUUUGUUAAAUCUCAAGACCAAACUGGUUAUGUACCCAGUUAUCUCAUGGUACCAGUGAAAUAUGAUCAACUAACAGCAGAUGAGUAAGUUUUCAGCUACAGUACAAUUUUCAUACUACAGGAACUUGAUAGGCUACAGUGUUAGAUUUAGCGAUUGGAAACAAGGGAAAAGGAAGAGGUGGAAGUUAGUGACUGGUUAUGAGUUUAGUUAUCUCAUGGUACCAGUUAAAUAUGAUCAACUCAUGCAUAGCUGAUGAGUAAGUUUGAAUGCAGCUAGAUUACAAUUGUGUAUAUGGUACUGUGAGAACUUGAUAUUAGAAAGAUUUAACAAUAGAAAAGAAGGAAAAACAACGGGGUAUAAAGGUGAGGAACGCUAACUGGUUAUGAGUCCAAAUAUCAAGUGAUAUAGCUGUUGAGUAAGUUUGAAUGCAGCUAGAAUACAAUUAUGUAUAUGGUACGUAACCUACUGUGAGAACUUGAUAUUAGAAUCGCAGAAAGAUUUAGCAAUAGAAAAGAAGGAAAUACGAAGGGAUAUAAAUGUGAGGAACGUUAACUGGUUAUGAGUCCAAGUAUCAACUUAUAGCUGAUUUUAGUAAGUUUUAUUGGAGUUAGGACACUGAGUUAUCGUACUGUAAAAACUUGAUAUUCGAAUGUCGAGAAUAUGUACAGGUCGGAUGCGAAUGCUUUAUAUUACUUAAAAUAUAUACUGUAUGCAUAUUUAGUAUAAUAAAGUUUCGUGAUGAAUUAUUAAUGAUAAUACAGUAUGUUAAUUACUUUUUAUAACUACAUCUGCCAAACAACACUGGACAGAAUUUUGAAAAUCCAUAGCAUGGAAAUUGUAUGGAUCUUUAUUGGAAAUAGAAUGGAUUUUUGAUUAUCCAUAAUAAUUGUAUAAAAAAUUCCAUACUAUACUUUGGGUUUAGUGGUGCAAUUGCAAAUCUCAUAGUAUGGAUUUCACAUUUUUUCCCCUGUGCAAAACGUUGGUAAUGAUAACAUAGUUUAUUCAUGUAGCCUCAAAGUUUUAUCCCAUGGUGGAGACGUUCCUUCAUCUGCAAUUGAUACUGAAGUGGAUUUAAAAUAUUUUCCUGAUGCCCUCUGUGAAAAGGACAUUGAACUUCGUCGAGUAUGUAUCUGGAUUAUAAAAUCUUCAAACACUGUAUUAUCCAAGAAAAUAUAAAUGUAGGAGGCUUAUAAACGUGCGUGAUGUAUUUAUUGACCUGCGUCAACUGAAAGAGUUAGAAGCAUGCUAAAUAAUGCCAGAUUAACAGCAAUAGACUGUACUGUUUUAAAAUUGCACUCUUGCCCCAACGUCCUCGUUUUCAUGUGGUUAUUUCCUUGUGUUUCGUGCACAAUAGGUUAAUGAUGAUUUUUUACGUAAUUGGACUCACGAUCAAAGAGAAACGUAUUCGCGCACGAAACAUAGGGUCAUAGGGAUAUAACCUUCAUGUGCGUCUGCUAUGCUAAAAUAGACAAACAUGGGAACGAGGUCAUUGGAGCGAAAGUGCAAUAAACAGUACAAUCUAUUUGUGUUGAUAAUUGUUGGGUAGACGGUCCCUUCUGAGCCACUCCGUUAGUGUCGGUCACUGGUCUUGUUCUGGUAAUUCUUUCUUAAUGCAUUUUUGUGUAUUGACGCAGGAAAUCUGUCCUGAAGAAAACGCCAAUAUAUUCUCACGUUUGACAAUGUGGUGGUUGACAGGGUAAUUACAUGUUGUUUUUUACUUGCUUGACAAUUUAGUUUAUAUGUAUAUUUAGUAUCGUGGACCGAGAUCGGGUUUCCGAGAAAAUCCUUAUUUACGGGUCAGUUUAACGUGCAGUCUCACUGAUCCAAAUCAUGAUUGUGUGUGCAUAAUAUUUGAAUCAUUCCGGCUGAGAAGAAAUGCAAUAUAUCUGUAAAAACCUCAUUUUCAGCCGCCUCUUUACUGUAAAUUGUCAAAAAUUUGGGACAUAAUAACCAUUAGAUGAAUUUUUUAAGCAAACAACGAAGGGAAAAUAAUUCGAAAUUCAUCUAAUUAUUGACACCAUAUCCGGAAACUUUUACAGUGAAAGAAAAAUUAUCAAAAAGAGGCUUGUUAUAAAAAUAUUUAUUAAGACAUAGGAAACUGUUUACUAUACAUGCAGAGAGAUGUCCGUGAGGAAGAGUUCGUUUGUACCAGCGUUUGUGGUGCCAUGGGCGCCACGAUUGCCUUUCAAGCUCGGAGACCUGGGUUCAAUAUCUUGGUCAGACCUCUAUUCAAGAUCUUAAAAUUAUUGAUGAGAAGUGCGUAGCUAUACAUUGACAACAGUAAAUGGUUAGGCUUUCGCGUCUUCUCAGAUAAGAACGUUAAAAUCGUAAGUACCUCGGAUCCCCUAUCAAUUGGAAAAUCCGCUAACCAAUGAGUGAGAAACGCUAUAAACUCAAACUCACAUAUUUAUAUUCUAUAGUUAUGCCUGGUAUAACCCAUGUAUGACUAGUCAAUUUUUCUUUACUUAAUUCUAGCUUGAUUUACAAAGGUUUUAAAAGGCCAUUAACUGAUGAUGACUUAUGGGGUCUGAGUGAUUAUAAUAGUUCCAAAGAUAUAGUCCCAAAAUUUCUCGAAGCAUGGUCGAAGGAAGAAGCAAAAGUUGCAGCAUUAAAGUGAGUACAGCAAAAUGUCAGCGAAAUGUCAGCGAAAUGUUGUAAAAAUAAUGUCGGCCACAUGUCGGAACGCUGCGGAUUGAAAGGGAUUCAACUCCCUGAAAAAUGCAUUGUCAAGUAAAACUUCGACGUUUUGCUUGUAUUUUUCAGGUAGUUGAAUCCCUUUAAAUCCGCAACUUUCUGGUGUUAUUGUCACUACCUACAACGCUUGGCACACACCGUUCGGACCAUAUAAUUUAUGUUGUUUUAUUAAGAAAUACCUUGUAAGGCAAACAUGCAAGUGUCGUUUGUUCGUUAUUUGGUUUGUAACUUUGUAUGCUUUUGUCCAUACAUAACAACUUUCCCCCUGUAGACCCCAGGAGAAAAGUCCCAAGUCUUCAUGCAUCAAGCCAAGAGAAGUUGCAAUUUAAUUCUCAUAGUUUGUAUAUAGACUACAGUCAGAGGUUCCAGAACUGUGAGGUCUUUCUUCGAACUAUAUCUGCAUGUAAUGAUGUAGAAUUUUCCAAUAUGAAGCGGUUAACAUUUUUUCCCAAGGGAUGGCGAGUUAGUUGAUUGGCGCCACUUUUGUUAUUGGCUUAGGCGUUUGUUGUAUUCUUGAUGUAUCUUUAGUAAAUAUCGAGAUUUUUGAGCAUCUUGCUCGGCAGAACUAACAGUUGAAAGAUUUUGUCGAUGGAAAUUUCGAGCGAAAGAUUAUAUAGACCCAUUAAUCGAUUAUAUAUUAGAUUAUAUUUAUAAUUAUAUAAUAGAUUAUACAGACCCAUAGAUUCUUAGAGUGUCCUCCAGAUGCUCCCUAACAAUAUUUGUUCGGGUACAACAACCACAUGCAUUAUGUAACAGGGAUAUUUUCAAGCACUUUUCUACUACCGGUAUACGGUAGUAAAUACUAAAUCUUCAAUUGAGUUUUGAAACUCAAUCUCCCUCUACAAUGAUUUUUUUUCACAAUUUGAUUUUUUUUUUAAUGCAAAUGUUCCAUUAUCAACUUUCUUUCUGUGCUCUACAGCUAGCUGAUGGCCAAACUAGACUUUGAAAAUCCCAUUUCCGACGAUCUAGAGACUUCAAAGUUUCAAAAUUUUUCCGCUCGGCCCCAACCAUGUUGGCGCCUCGUGCAACUCCCACUUCCAAAAUGUAAACACGUAAAAAGUUGGUCCCGAAAUACUUUACACCCCUCCAAAAUAUUUUGGAAUGUGCGCCCCCGAACACAAAAUUUUUUAACGUCGUCCUCCCCCAAAAGAAACUCGAUCUUCUUCUGAAAAACGGUAUUAGCCUAAAGUGCUUGAAAAUAUCCCUGCCAUACAGCGCAAAAAAUCAAUUGCCAAAAUUUGCUUUGUUUACAAAAGUUAUAUUAUGCGUAGAAUUUGUCCUCCAGAUGCAUUGUCACAGGCGCUGUGACGUCAUGUGCAAUGGGUCCAUACGUACAAUUUUUAGACCUACACCAGGGCGUCUAUAGUUGCAUUUUUCGCAGCUGCUCCUGGUUAGGCCUAAAAAUUGUAUGCAGUUCUAUCGAGCGAGAUGUCCACAAAUCUCGAUAUUUAAAUCUCGAUAUUUACCCAUACCAUACACUAUUUUAUGCGGGUGCUCUGGUUUCCUCCCACGGGGAAAGUUGACCGUGUGGGUUAGGAUAAAUACAGUUAAGAAAGUAAUAUCACCGAUUGUUGUAAAGAUAAAAUAGUCUGGGCGUAGUAAUGUUAAUCACAAUCGUAUUCCCUGAUAUUAACGCGGAUUUUACGCAAUAAUGGGCCUUUGUAUAACCAAGGCCGGAUUUUGGUGGAACACUGGGAGAGGUGAAAAACAAUUACUAAGAGGAAGUGCAGCGGUCUAGUCCACGGCCCCCAUGGGAUGUUAGGGCUUAGAACAUGGUUCAACCACCUAAAGUUGACUGCGUGACCAAUGUAUGCACUGUACAGAUGUAUCGAUGUAUUUAUGAGUUAUAACCGUACGAUUCAUCCAAUUUUGCCCUUCAUUACAUUGGCACAAAAUCUCUUUCGAAACAUCGAUUUAAAAGGGUACUUGACACAGAGAUGAGUGGCUAUCACUUUUUCAAUUUUACAGAAUAACUUAGUUGCAAAGUGUAUACCCUAAGCAACACAUACAAAUUAAAACAGUUAUGUUUGAGAAAAAAGUUCACUUUGAUAUCAUCUGAUCUUUUCCCGAGCGGGGGGGAAAGGGUACAAAAAAUUUCAGGGCAAAUCAAUCUCAGGGGAGGUGCACACCCCUCACACCUCCCCUUAAAAUCUGGCUAAGGCAUGUGUUUAACACUUAGCAUGGCCGCAAUAGUGCCAGCCGCUCACUCUCCUGUAACUGCAUGCAAUGUUCCACUGCCUUUGUAAAAAUCCUAAUGUUCCCUAUGGAAUUUUUAAACAUUAGAACUCACCAGGAGCAGUUGCGAAAAAAUGCAACUAUCGGCCCUCUGUCAUGAAUCGAACCUGCGUCCCUGCGAUUCCAGUGCAGCGCUCUAACAACUGAGCUACAGACAGACAGUUGUCGAUAUCUAACCACAAGUUCAUGUAUAAAUACUAAGGUGAUGUCAAUGUAUGGGUAAAUAUCAAGAUUUUGGACAUCUCAUUCGAUGAUUGACAAUUUGUUAAAUCGAGUUCUCUAUGCCCUCUUUCUCUAUGUUUAAAUAAUGGUCACACUACUCUUCUUGCAGAAGAUUUUGACGACAUUUUGUUUCUUUUUCCAAAGAACUAAGUGUGAAAAGAAAUCAAGAGAUUACGAAGGUGUUGAGACUGAUGACGUCACGAUCAUUGACAAGGAGAAGAAAAAGAAAGAACCCCGACCCAGUGUUGUGAAAACAAUAGGCCGUGUAUUUGGAAAGAUGUUCUUCUUUUCGUUUCUUUUUAAGAUUGUGCAAGACGUUUGUGUUUUUACCCAACCUCAAUUGUUAAAGUAAGUUUUUCGCAACAUGAGCUCCACCUUUGAAUUUACUAUAUGAGUAAUUCUUAAACACACCCGAAUUUAUCAUUAUGAUAAAUUCGCGGCACAAAAAAAUAGUUUUAAAAAAAGUUUUAAUAGAGUUUUAAAAAGCAAAAAAAGUUUAAAAAGUUAUAUUUUCAAAAAAGUUUAAAAAGUUAAAAAAGUUAGGGUUAGGGGUUAGUGGUUAGGGUUGGGGUUAGGGUUAUGUGCCGCGAAUUUAGUAUUAUUAUAAAUUCAAAAUGUGCCGCGAAUUUAUCAUAAUGAUAAAUUCGGACGUGUUUAAGAAUUUAUUCAUAUAGUAAAUUCAAAGGUGGAGCUCAUGCUGGUUUUUCGCGCGUUUUCACCUUUUUUGGGCGUAUGUCCAAUGAAGUGGCAAAGAGGGGUGAAAGACAAUGUCGUAAAAAUGUCCAUCACUGGUGAAAGAUCCUGCACAUUUUCUUUACCGAAUCGUAAUUUUUUUGGCUUGCCAAGUCAAAUGGCUAUUUGUGCCCUUUUUUGUAGUAAUCUCUGCCCAUGUAGACAAAUUGAACAGUUUUCUGAAAUGCUUACAGUGCAAUAUUCUCCACCCCUGGUUGGAUGGGGAAUAUUGGCAGUGUGGCAUUUAUCCGUUUCUCCGCGGUAAUACCAUACUACUGACAAUAGAUAACUACUAAACGUGCAGUUUUGAAUUAAUAAUUAAUAUUUAAAAAAUGUGAAAAUACUGUAGGUCGGAUUUUAUCUUCCUAAAUACUACCAUAUAUUGCUUUGUAAGUCGGCAAGCUAACGUUUUUAUCGAAAAAUGCGAGUCGACUUGUAGCAAUUAGUCUAUGGUAAAUGCUGCUAGGCGGGGCUUAUCACGGGGUUACGGUAGUUAACUAAAAUACAACAUGCAUUCCAACUAUUAUGAGUCUGAUUAAAAUAGAAAAAAAGUUUGUUCCUAUAUCCAAAAUAGCAAAGUCCCUUGUGUUGCAUUUUUUGCAACCGUUCCUGGUUAGGUCUUAUUAAAUUGUGUAUAUUCGGCAUUUUUUAACUUGAUAUAGUGAAUUUGACACUGAUAUUUUUGUCGCAACAUUGCGACAUUUGCUGACAAUAAUUACCAACAGGGUUUUGUUCACCAUUGAUUUUCAUAAAUACGUAAUUGAAGCAAGCAAUAAAAUGAAAUUUUGACUUUUUUCGAAAAUUUUUGGCCGACCUAAAAUUUUGUGAGUUCCAAGGGCUGAAAAUGCGAAUUCAUUUGUAGCAGGACUACCCACAUCAGAUUAAGCUAGAUUCGUCCAUGAUACUGUUCUUUUCCUGAUUGAACAGGUUGAUAAUCGAGUAUGUUGAAGAUAAAAACAAUGAGAAAAUGGAGAGUUGGACAGGAUAUAUUGUAGCAUUGGCAAUGUUCUUGGUUGCUAUGAUACAGACAAUAUGUCUUCAACAGAACUUUCAAAUAACAUUUACUGCCGGCAUGAGAAUAAGAACUGCAGUUAUUGGAGCCAUCUAUAGAAAGGUAGGUGAACACAUCUUUCCUGGAAACUUCCUCUUAUUAAUUCAUUUUUAAAGUCACAAGGUGUAGUUGCCAAAUUCGCCAGAGGCUGACUGGUCGAUUUUCCCACCUCACCAAAAAAUACACCUUACCACCUAGUUGUCGAGUACGUGUACCAUGGCUGACUCGUACCCAGUCCCUGAAGUGAUGAUUGACAAAAUUAUGGUGUAUGAAGGGAAUGAUCAAGGCUCCUGUUAUGUAUCACACUUCGCAGUCCACUGAUCUAUAUAUGUGCUUAUUGACGACUGGGGGCGGACUCGGAGAAAAACCAUUGAAGGACUGGGGAAAACUAACCCAACGCCAUGACUUACACGACCGGAAUUUGCUUAUUUGAGCAUGCGCAGGUUGUACAUGCUGACAUUUACUGAAUAUUAAUGAGCGAACUACUAAAUUAUUUCAAGGGAUAGUGCGCAAAGUAUCGAUUUAUUGGUAGAAUUUUGAGGUGAAGAAAAGACUAAAACAAUAUUAGGUGACUCAAGAAUUAAGAAAACUUUCAACUUACAAUAUUAGCCUUAUAUUGUUGCAAAGAUAAGUACGUUAAAGCAUGGAUAGAGAAACGACAGACCAUCACAACAAAAAAUCCUUGUCGUGAAUCACUCGUAAAGUUUGGAAAAGAACAAUUUAACGUCGAAUUUAACCGUGUUCAAACCCGCUUGCGCUAGACUAUAGCGGUAAUAUUAUGACUUUGUUGGGCUUAAAUUUUCCAAUACUUCUAAACUUGUUUAUAUAAAUGUUUAUAUAAUGCAUGACAUCGAUAACGAACCACAAAACUCAAAAGUUGUAAACAAUAUAUUUGAACUUCGUGACCGUGUGACAUAAACCUUACAUAAACCUUAUAUAUCAACUCAGUAUUUUUAUGAUCUAUGCCCAUGGCAUGGUCAAAGUAAAGCACACAAAAAGCGCACGAAAAUUCUUGACCGAGGCCACGAUGCUAUACAAUUUUCAAAAACUCAAUAAUUCAGGAGGAAAACACAAAGAAAAAUAGGUACGCAUUGCGUACAUGUGGGUAGCCAAAAGUUCGAUAAAAAUAGAUACAAACUGAGCAGGCUAUGAAACUAGUAGACAGAUCCAGAAGUAUUAUAAAUAUAUAUAUAUUUUUGACAAUGCCUACAUUACAAUUAAUUCUUGAUAGCAAUGGUACUUUAAUAAUUUAACUGAGGAAGAAUUUGAUUUUAAUUGUUCAAUACAGUGAGUUCAUUCAUUUACUAUGUUCAUUCAUUUAACUAUAUUAAUAAUAGGACAAAUGGCAUUUCUAAAAUUUGUCCAUAUUAGCACGCUUUUCUACGAGCAUGCCAAAUAAUCCAGUCAUCCAUUGUAAACAUUUCAGUUGUAAAGAUUUAUGUCACAAAACAUCCAGUUAAAGAUUGCUGGCGUUUACUGUACUACUGACUUUGAACAGAGUUCAUGAAACAUUUUUCUUGUUGUUUUGAUACCAUAAUGAUUGUUGUUGCCACUAUUUCAACAAUAUUAUCUCAAUUUUUGGUUCCACCAACAACAGCGUCAUCAGUAAGUAAAUAACUCUGCUGUACUUGUUGUAUUGAAUAUCCAUAUAGUAUUUCUUCAUGACAUGAUUGUAUAUUUGAAAAAGUUCUGAUCAUAUUGCAUAUUAUCCAAUAUUAUCACCAGUGUCCUGAUACAUUAUGUGAUUUUACUUAUUAGCAUAUCAUCCAAGGUGCUGUACAGUAUGCGUUUGUCGUUUCAUUGUAUUAAAGUAAAAGUUCCUCUUUUUGAAUCUUUGUUUAUCUAUAUUUUGAAGAAAUAAAUAUUGGGUUAAGGUCAUAACUUUUCCAAAGUAAAAUGCUACCUGGAAUCCCAUAUAUGUUUUACUUGGUCGAAAGGAGUAGUUACUAACAUAGGGAUUGGUGAAAAAUAUUUACCUCUUGUUGAAUGUUAUGAAAUGUUAUGUGAAGCUAUCGUUGACAUAAUCAAGUUUGAAAUGUUGCAAUUGAAUUGUAGGCAUGUCUAAAAACAGAAAGAGUAAAUACAUUAGACUAACAUAAAAACACAUAGAAAAAAGAGAAUGGGAAGAGAAGGGAAGAAAAGAAAAAAAAAAACGCUUACCUGUUAGAAAAAGUCAUGCAUUUCUAGUUUAAAAUUAGGAUAUACAUAAUAUAUAUAGUUUUGUUAGUUCUGUUUUGGAUUAAUGGGACACAGUUAUGCCAUUGCUUUAAUAUUAAUUCAGGUAUACAAAACUUAACCUGUACUAUUUUAGCCACGUUAGCAGUAAGGAUGUAGUUGUUACUUCUAUGUUUUGAUAGAGGCCCAUAUUAAUUGCUCUAUGAUCACUAAAGUAUAUGUCUCUAAAACACCAGUAUGAAUUUUAUCCUCAAUCAAAUUUGUAUAUAAAUGAUCAAAUAAUGUUGCAUUAUCUGUAGUAAAACUUGGUAUCAUUUGUCUGUAGUUAUUUUCUAAGACCAUGAGGUUAUACAGUGACUGUCGCUCAGAUUCCACCAUCCAAUUUACAUUAAAGUCUCCAAUAACAAUACUUUGAGCAGACACAUUUUCUUCAUGAAUGGUACAAAGUGCAGCAAGUAGCUGUGAUAAAGCAAUGCUAGGAGGACAAUAUAAUCCAAAUAUAGUUAGAUCUGGAUGAUCCUGUGUUUUAAUCACAGUUAAUUCAAUUCCAUUUAUAUUCCGAGCACAGGGAUAUCCAUCUGACAAUGGAGUUCGACUAUAAACAGCUGUUCCACCAUAUGGACGGGUAGGACCAGGAUAAUUAGAUAUGUCAUUUCGAAAUAACCUGUAACCAUCAAAAGUGUACAUCUCAUCAGGGUCUAAAGGACUAAACCUUGUUUCAGUAAAUAUUAAAAUGUCUGUUGAGGAGUAAUUAGGGUCUUUUCGAACAUCUUCAAUGUGUUUAUGUAGAGAUCGGGCAUUGAGGUAACAAAUUUUCAGAUCGGAGUGAUCUAACAUGUACAAAGGUGUGAAACAAAGUUUCAAGCAAUGUUCUGUUCUUAACAUUUCCAUUUCUUUUAUAACUCUUUGAUCAACAGAUAUUUUAUCCUCGCAUAGGUCAGUGAUAUAUACAGUAAUCCUUCAAUUGUUGUAACUCGGCUUAGAGCAAUGUAGGCUAUAUGUGGAAUAGUCCUGUUAGUACUUAGGUUAGCAACUAUUUGUGUCUGGGUAUCACCUUGGGAUCUAUGUAGGCCUAUAUGACUUAUAUCCCAGGUACUUGUUAAAUGUGUUGUGUUUGGGGUAAAUGUAUGACUUCUUAUAUGCCGCAUUCUAUGUUUACAACUCUUACUUAUUGUUAAAUUUGUUGUGUUUGGGGUAAAUAUACUGUAAUAUGCCACAUUCUCGGUUUAUAACUCUUACUUAUACCAUAUACAUAAAAGAGGUACCCAUGACGAUUUUGAAAUUUGGGUCCCUAUUCUGUACAUAUAUGGUAAUACUCUAGUGAACAACUACUGAACUCUUGCCUCUUGGAUUUCAAAUAAAAGUAUUAAUCACUCAAACAAAUAACGAUGGAGAUUCAAAUCAUACUACUCGACCAAACCACAAAGCACACCGACAUUUGCUAUUUGGUUGACUUUCUAUUUACAUCCUAAACAUAAACAACGGGAUUGCCUGUGUAUAAAAACCUCGCUGUUGUGACCCAACACAAUAUAUGAUUUAAUUAGCCUUUCUCACCAUCAAAGUCGCUGUUAUGUGGACUUAUCGCACGGACUUCAGCUGAAAUGCCACCCAAAAAUGGCGGCGUGAGAAAGGCUAAUUAAUACAACACCAAUCGAGCAGAUCAAAAGCAAACAAAAGGGGAAAAGGCAAAACAGCGUUGUAAAUAUUAUAAAAAAAUGAACAAAAAAUAGUAACUUACCUCUUCUUCGGCUCAUCUAUCGCAAAAUUUAGAGUAUAUUUUGAGACUUUUAAUGAGUUGGUCGCAGGUCACUUCCCACAGCCACAGAAUAGGAAGUUAUACCAGAAGCGUAACUCUAGUCGUUUCCCUUAUUGUUUGACGUCCACGAAAAUUUUAACUCGCUCACGUCAGGCCACGCCAUCCUGGCUAGUACAGCCGGAAGUUUUUAUCAGGAUUUGGUAGGUACAAAGUGCCGGUUGUACUAGCCAGGAUGGCGUGAUUGAUGACGAAUCGCUUGUAAAAACGCGGACAAAUAUUUGCUCGAGUUACGCUUCUGGUAUAACUUCCUAUUCUGUGCCACAGCAAAGGUUUGGUUUCUGAGUUUCCGACGAAAUACCGAACUUUCGAUCGCCAAACUGUCGUACUUACUUCGGCUUAUCGACCAAUUGUAUCGACCUCGCGCCCAGUGUCUUUCGUAGAUAACCAAAUUCGGCGGACAGACAUCGCGCGCUUAUCAUCGCUCAUCGUUUUUUUUGUAUAUGAUAGUGGGUAGCCCGCGAACGGGCUACCCACAAAAAUCAUAAGCGUGUCGUGGUUUUAUAUGUGAUAAAAAAUCAUGUUAAUUUACAUAAACUUUAGCUUUGAUUUUCUCGGUUUAGACAAAGUUUAUUUUAAAAAUUACUUCGCCAAUGAACUCGUAUAAGAUGAGUCGUUUUUGAAGCCAUUUAAAGCACUUAUAGUCGUGUUUUAUCACAUAUAAAACACUCCGCUACGCGUCGUGUUUUAUAUGUGAUAAAACAUUCCUACCCGUGCUUUAAAUAGUACAUAAUCAUAGGCGUACGGGGCGGUGGGGGGGGGGGCAUCAGGGGGCAGGUGCCCCCCAGUCAAAAUGAAGUCGGGCAAAUUAUAAACGUAAGUCGGGCAAAACUUGGGGGAAAUAACUUUAAAAAGAAUACAUAUGCAAUAUAGUAUUUGAAAAUACAAGAAUUAUGUAAAAGUAACGAGGAAUUUUAACGGAUUAGGAAAUUUUUGGUCGGAAAGUAGGGCACAAUGCGGAAGAGUCUGGUAAAUUUCCUUCCGCCCCCCUAAUUUUUCCCUCCCAUACGCCCGUGAUUAUAAUUUCCAGUCGUGUGUGGGUUUUCAAGAAGUCGUGCCAAAAAGUACGACCGGUAUACCAUUGAUAUGGCCCCGUGCUUCCCAAUAACCUUUUUUAUUUAACGAGGAUUUAUCGAUAAAGCUGGAGCGUUUUUCUAAUCUGCUCCUCCUAAUUCUAAAAUUAAAUUGAAACGAAAUUGACAAAAACUUGUAAAAAUACUCUACAUUGCUACGCUGAUACAUCACAUUCUAAUAUAGCCAACAUAUACUUCAACAAAUAUUUAUUGUAUAGAGAAUAAUACAUGGGUACGCGGAAAUACUAGAUUUAUUUCGAGUGUUGAACAUCUUCAACAUACUCGAUUAUCAACUCAAUUAUUGUAUAGAGAAUAAUACAUGGGUGCGCGGAAAUACUAGAUUUAUUUCGAGUGUUGAACAUGAUAUCUCACGAGUGAGCGCAGUGAACGAGUGAGAUAUCAUGUUCAACACGAGAAAUAAAUCUGUUAUUUCCAAGCACCCAUGUAUUUUUCUUUUUAUUAUAUAAACAAAAUUCAGUGAAAAACAAUAAAACGUCCGUGGCAAUGCGUUUUACAACAAAUUAUAUUUUCACACGUAAAAAUAUCGUAUUUUUUACGUGUGUUUAAAUACGAUUUUUCUCAGUGGCCAAAAAUUCUAUAUAACACUUAUAUAAUAAAAAUGUUUAUUAUACUGUACUGUACUGUACCGUACCGUACCGUACCGUACCGUACCGUACUGUACUGUAUGCAUUUCAGAGCUUAAAAUUUAAUAAGUGUUAUCACUGGGGUGGAAUACUCUAAUAUGUGUUGUGGAGAGUGCUUAUGUGAUAAAAGUAGGCCGGCUUACUUUACGGCCACUUUUCUUUUGACAGGCGUUAAUCUUGAGCAACGCAUCGCGUAAUUUGUCUACUGCUGGUGAACUGGUGAAUCUCAUGUCGGUUGAUUGUCAAAAAUUAUUGGAAAUUUCAUCGAAUUUUUCGAUGAUUUGGUCAGCACCGUUACAAAUUAUUUUUGGUUUAGUCUUUUUGUUUCGCACGCUUGGUGUGUCAGUCCUCAGUGGUGUCGCUAUGAUGAUUCUACUUACGCCAAUGAAUAUAGUUUCUGGAAAACUUGCACAAAAAUACCAGGUAAACUCGUAGUUUAUACAAAAUGAGCACGGUUAAUUGAUUUUGGAUAGUCAAUAAAUAUCGUUAUAUAGUGAUUUAUUUACCUGUGAGGGGGAUCCAACUGUAUCUGGUAGGGAGAUACUGAGCGGGUACUGAUCACGAAGCAGUGCACAAUAUUCGAAGGAGGCACGAUGCAUCAUCACAAGAGGCAGAGCUUGCUAGAAAAGUUUUGAAAGGUUGCCUAGAUGGUCAAAGAAGCAGGCCCGAUAUUUCAUAUUUGCAUGUUUGAUAAUUAAAAUUUGGGUUUAAUUCGGAAAUUGGAACCCCUCCUGCAACCCCUUGGCACAGAGCAAGUAAAUACAGAGGUCUCACUUCAGGUUAAUUUAGCGUAUAAGGGAUUUUUUCAGUCCGCCAUGUUCUUGGCAAGUGCCCUAGAGAUAAAACCUCGGACCCGCGAACAGGCUGCGUAAGAGACUACCUAAAGAGAGGCUGUCACUCCCCUGAAAACAUAUUGAAAUUUAAUGUUCCAGGGGGUGAAUGACUCUCUUCAGGUCACUUGCUAAGAACAUGCAUGGCCGUCAACUAAAUUUUAGUAAAAACUGCGGUUUUCCCGCAGAAGUGAGACCUCUCUGUAUGUACUUACUCUGUGCUGCCCUUGGCCUUGGGUAAUGGUAGAAGGGUGCACACCCCCCUGAUCCCUAGUAAAUCCAUCCCUUGCCAACUGCGCAGGCAACUCUGCGACAAAUGGCCAAUUACGCAGUAGAUAAACAUGCACAAGAUACAUAGUCUUAAAAAAUUCAUUAAUAAUUCACGAGGAAAAUACAAAAUAAAUGAAUAUUUAAUCAAUGUUUGUAAAUCGGAUAAAGAUUUGUCCUGAUUUACAUAAACUUCAGCUUUGAUUUUCUCGGCUUAGACAAUGUUUAUUUUUAAAAUUACUUCGCCAAUGAACUCAUAUGAUGGGUAAUUUUUUAAGUACGAUAAAACAUUCGCAUCCGAUCUGUAUCUGAUAUACAAACUCUCGCCUUCGGCUCGAGUUUGUAUAUCAGAUACAGAUCGGCUGCUCAUGUUUUAUCUAGUACAUAAAGUUUAAAUGGUAGAGACUGGAAAUGUUAUUCAAAGUUACUCAAUAAUUUCUGAAGGUUAACAGUUAUUUUAUGCGCGUUUUUAGAAAAAGCAAAUGGCUCACAAAGAUUCCAGACUUAAAAUCAUGAAUGAAAUUCUAAAUGGCAUCAAGGUGUGUUUGUACUACCGCAUUUGAACUAAGAAGUCUAUUUAUAAUCUUUCAAAAAUUUACCAAAACAGCUAGCUAAGAAUAGUUAUGUGUAUCUAAUCCACGAGCCAACGGCGCGAAGCGCCUUUCCGGGCGUUAACCCGUGGCAAGGGUACUAAUUCUGCUCGGCUAUUUACACCAGGGGAAAGGAAAGCAUUAGCGAAGUCUAAACUCUAAAGUCCAUCAAUAAUCGUGGGCGCGUGACUAUGAUUCAAGGGUGGACUCCAAUGGCUGUUUGGCAGGAAUGAGAUAAGGAAGAUUUCAAUUUUCAAAAACAUAUAUUGGGAAAAUUAUUUGCUUUGAAGCAAAUUUUGUUUGAAGAAAUGAGAACAAUUGAUGUAUUAUGGGGGGCAAGUUUGCUUUGAAUGUUUAAUUAUGUUUAUGAAUAUUGUUGCUUUAAUUUUUUGCCUAAAACACGCACUGCUUUCCUUUUCAAUGAAGUUGUAAGUUUCUUAAAUUGCUAUAUUUAAUUUAAGAAAAAAAUGUUAAAUGUACUAAGGAGAGGAAAUUAAUUUGAAGACCGAACUGAAAUUACUCAACAAUUUGAACUCAUUUUGUUGUAUUGAGUAAAAACAGUUUAUCGGCAAAAGCAGUUCUAACAGUUGAAUGAACAUUACAAAACAUUUUACGAAGCGAAUUUAUGUUAAAUAUUACAUUAAGUCAAAGCUCACAAAAUGUAAAUCUAUAUUCAGUGAUAAUUUAUAUGUCAUUGUAUACCUGACCGUUGAGAAGGCAACCGUCAUUAUAAAUAACGUUUUCCAGGCCUUGCCCUCACAAAAACCAAGGUGUUUGCCUGUAAUAACUGUAGUAUAUUUAGUACUGUCCACACCAAAAGCAAUCUAUAAAUAAACUUGACAUGCAUGUCAUUAAAAUUGUUAAGGCGCUUAGCAAAACACGUGUGCAGUCUUGUUUAAAGGUGCGUGUUAGGCGCGCGCGCUCGAUUAAAUUUUUCUGGUUUACCUAUAAAUAACCGUACUGUAUUUUGGUUAAUAUUCAUGGUUAGAUUUCCUGGUCAUUUUGAUAGGACUUCCCGAUAAAAUUAACCGGACUAUGUUUGGUGGAUAAACACCCAGGGGCCCCUGUUUACAUGAUUGCAUAUUAAUUUAUCUUGGUUAUCUCAACCAAGACGUCCUGGUCAAAUAUAAUCAUAUCCCUGUUACAUUAACCAAAAUGUGGUAGGAAGUGCAAUACAAUAACCAGGAAAUGAAACCAGGAAUGUAUUAACCCAGAAAGUGUUAUUUCUAGAUCAACCAGGAAAUUUUAACCCGAGUGUUUUUAGAAUGCAUAUGUUAUAUCAAGGUUCCUGGUAAUAUACAUAUAUUUAUCUUUGUUGUUUUAAUCUGUUACAUUUUCCUACAGGUUUUAAAGUUGUACGCCUGGGAAAAGUCAUUCAUUGAGAAAGUGUUGGGUAUCCGUAAACUUGAACUGCGUCAACUCAAACUUUCGAAGUUCGUCUGGUCUGCACUUUCAUUCACAUAUCUCUGUGCGCCAUUUGCUGUAAGUUAUGGUGUAGUGUAAUGUAAUUUAGCAGCUGUGGUCACCAAUGUAACCGAUGUGGUCACCAAUGCAAUGUCAAGGAAAGAGAAAAACAUUUUUCACCUCUUCAUGGGACUUACUUUCUUUGUAUCUGUCUUUGUAGUUGCAUGCAUUUGACUUUUUCAUUCGUGAACAAUCACUAAUUCUCUUUCUUAAUUCCUUCUUUCUCUUCUCUUUCUCUAUUUUCUUUGUUAUUAUUUUAACCUUUUCUUUCUGCUGGCUUCAAACAUUUUCUGGGAAACCAAUGGUUCCAUGAUUUUCUGUUGCUUCUCACCCACCUGCUAAAUUAUUACCAGUUAUUUGUAGGUGACUUUCAUACAGGGAUUACAUCGAAUGCGAGUUCAAAUUAGUUCAAGGUUGAACCAUUAAAAAUUAGACUUUCUUUUUCAUUAGGUCUCAGUGGUCACAUUUGCCACCUAUGUUUUACUGGGCAAUACCCUGACAGCUUCCAAAGCAUUCGUAGCACUGGCACUGUUCAAUAUUCUACGUUUUCCUUUGACUGCCUUACCAUGGAUGCUCAUGAAUAUUAUACAGGUACGACAACAAGCUGACGUUUUGUGCCCACCGGGGGCCGGUUGUUCAAAAGCCGAUUAGCUUAACCCUGGUUUAACCUAAAAUUCAAAGCAAACGUCCUGACAACUUGUUUAUAAAUUUGGAAAUAUUUCUUCAAAAAUCUUGUCUGGAUCGAUAGAAAUUUUCUUCUCUAAAGUUUUGAAAUAAACAGACGUGCAGAAAUGCACAAACUAAAAUAGCAGGUUAAAUUUUAACCGAGGGUUAGCGCUAACCCAACUUUGAACAACCGGCCCCGGGUAAAUACUUCGCUCCACGAGCAUGGGCCUGGGAACGAGAAUGUCCAAGGCAAUACGGUGGUUCUGCCUCCUACUAUGGAUAAUAAAAUAAAUGGAUAGGACUGUAGCUGACGUCACAGUCUAAACCUAGUUGCAAUCUGUGACGUCACGCGUAUUGCCAAAGUUCUCGGCAUUUUUGUUGUUUCGCUAUAUUUCCGCUUUAAAAGAGUAAUAUUGAAGCAUAAACUGGUCUAAUUGUUUUAAAAACAUGCCUAUAAGCCACGACAAAGUAUUCAAGGUAAAUGUUUUUCGUCUUUGUUUUGUAUUUUUUUUACAUUUGUAGCUACGAAGUUUAGCUGUAUUAUUGCUAAACAUGCCGUUUUUGAGAAUUUGGUUUGCAACUAGGUUUCAACAUCCAACCACGCCAUCAUCCCAUUGAAAACAUUAGGUCACGUCAGCUAGAGUCCUAUCCAUUUAUUUUAUUAUCCAUGCAUGCUCCUACACAGGUCCUGCUGCAGCUUGGGAAGGUCACACACAAAUUAUGCAGGGACUGCGGAAUCUUGUAAAAAAUUAGUCAUUAUUUUGCCAAUUAAAUAUGCAGUAAUGAAUUCUAGUAUUUAAGUAGCGAUAGUUUCAGCUAAUCGCAAAUACAACUUUCGGCAAAAUCGUAUCUGAUUGAUCCGUUAUAUUUUUUCCUUAGCAACGCGUAGCAAUCAUGAAAAUUCACUUUUCGUUGGUCUUUUACGACCUUUUAUAAAUUUAUGGAGGAGAGUGCCACAGUAAAUUAAUUUCUCUGUAGACCACUUGCACAAAGACGGAUUUAAAUAUUAUUCCAUGUGGAACAUGAUAAGCCUUCUUGGUCUCGCUUGUGUGACUGAAUUUGAAUAUAAAUUUAGAGGAUGUGAGCAUAAAAGAAUUAGAGCAUAAAAUAUGCGCAUUAAAUCUGUCUCAAUUAUGAAAAUGGUCCAUUUGAUUUUUAGGAUAUGAUGAAAACCAGACUAACUUUUCAUUUGCUGCGCAUGCGCAAAUAUAGGCAAAUAAUAAGGAAUGCAGUGAUAACUUCUAGAGUGAAAAAUUUGAUCAAUUAAGAUGAUGUUUUUACUAUAUAAAGAUAUUCAUUUUCUUUUUAUAAUGACCUAAUAUUUAAAAGUCGACCUGUAUAUGCUGAGUUGAUAUUAUUUUGCAGGCUAUGGUUUCAGCAAAACGUAUAGAAACAUUUCUGUCCUUGCCCGAGUUGGACAGCGAAAAUGUGAAGAAAAGAUCUGAGACUGGUGAGUUACCUUUGCUCACUUUAAUUUCUCAAAUUCGAAUGCAUGCAUGCAUGCUGCAAUUUCGUAUUUUAAAUCCAAUAGUUUUAAUUUAAUCAAGUUUUGCUGCAUACAAAAAAUAAAUACUAGAUAAAUAGUAAUAUGCAGAAGAAACAAUACAAGGAAACUAAAAGUGAUUCCACAAAAAAAUGAUCAAAAGGAUCAUGCAAAAAAGGGAUUAAUAAAAUAAACCGAAUGUUAUUCUACGCAUCCCAAGAGACACAAGAUCAAUCAGGAUCAUAAAAUACGGUUUUAUAGAUGUACUGUUGUUUUUUGAUAACGCUACCGCGGAAAGUUCUAAUAUUUUCAGGUAGGUCGUUCCAUAAAUGAACUAUUCGGUUAAAAAAGUUUGCCUUCUGAUCAGACGAAUUGCCCUAAAAGGUCACGUGAUCUGAGUCCUCCUAAAAUAGCAGUAAUGCCGCAAUUUAUAACUUAUAAUAUGGAUACUGGGGUAUGUUGAGUUUUGAUGUACUAAGCUUGCUGCCAUAUUUUAGCCCGUGACGUGGCUAUAAACUAACAUUUUCAAUGCACUUAAUAAAUCUUCUUCAAAGCAAAUCUUUAAACCCAAACUUCAAGAAACAUCAGAAGAUGGUCUGAUAUCACGCGACAAGUUUAGAAGAGACGAACACGCUUUAACACAAAAGUUGGAUGACUUAGAUUUAUCAUCCAACAUGGUAGCCAAAAACAAACUGUAUUACAGUACUUUGAAAAGUUACCAUCCUUCCUGAAACCAGGCAUGAACAUUAUGAAACCGUUAAUUUUCCAGAGGUUUUAUUCAUAAAAUAUUGGGUUUGGAGAGGAUUAAGAUAAAAAUCAGGUUUGUCUCACAGGGGUCGUGCAUGUCCCUUGAAUUCCUUGAGAAGUGCUUUUUCAAUACAAAAUAUGUUAAAAGACCUUGAAUGUAUCCAUGUAAUGCACAUAUGGGCCACUAAAAAGGGUGAAUUUCCCUAGUGUAAAGGGAACCCCCAAAAAACAAUCUUCAAUUCUCUAAAAGUGAAUAAACCAUACUGUGUCAAAUAGUCUCUCAAGGUUCGGUCACACGAGGCAACAAGUUGCAGGGAUUGGUGGCAGGGACAAAUUUCAUCGUGUGACAUAUGUACAAAUAUUGUCGCGUGGAUUGAUUUUUGCAUGAAUUGUCAUGCAUGAAGUAGUCAUGUUGCCAGAAGUCUAAGAGUUUUAGGAAUCGAAAGGCCUAGAAAGGACUUCAGCGUUAAGCAAAUUGUUUUGUACUUUGAUAAUUCACCGAGCACGUUUCUAAAUAAUGCAUAUCAUGGUUGGCAGAAACAGGCAUUUUUUCCUCGGGAAUUUAUUUUAUUGUUAAUGAUACCCUUAAGUCUUAACUGUCAAUGUCUGUUAAAAGUUUUAGUAUCAUUACUUAUAUUCUUCAGUUCAGAGUCCAUUCGAAAAUUAUCUUCUUUUUGUUUCUUCCAUAUACUUCAGAUGAUUGUCUUCUUUUGUUCCUUCUUAUUUUCUUCCAUACUUCAGAUGAAGUUAUCAGUAUAGAUGACGGUACCUUCUCGUGGGCAGAAAACCAACCUGCCAUUCUCAAGAAGUGAGUAUUAGUAUUAUUUAAGAUAGAGUUUGGAAUUAGCUCCUCGAGUGGGAUGAUGCUUUGUAGAGCUGCUCCUAUCGGUUCAUUACUGUAAUCGACUAAUCGUCAUCAACAAUCGAUUAAACUUGUCUACGGCCAAUGGACAUUUGACGAUUAAUGCGCACUAGUAGUAUCAGAGAAAUAAAAAAAUUUUCAUUUGAUCACAUCGACAAUACGGGAAAGAAGUUAUUCAAGUAUGCUAUAUCAUACACGGCUGUUUUGUUGAUAGGCAAAAACACAAAAAUAAUCGAUCUUCGAGAGCAGCUCUAAUACUUUACAAUUUAACUAUAUAGCAUUAAGCAAUUCGAUUACACUUAAUUCAUAUUUGAUAAUAUUUUAUUUAGUAUCAACUUUCGUAUAAAAAAGGGAUCUUUGGUUGCUGUUGUUGGUCAAGUUGGUUGUGGAAAGUCUUCCUUACUUUCCGCAUUGCUGGGAGAGAUGGAAAAAUCAAGCGGGCAGGUCGUCAAAAAUGUACGUAUAGAUCUUAUUUGAACUAUAGUAAUAGAACACGUCAUGCAAUUAUCGUGUGUCCAUACAAUUCUCGAAACACGCUUGAAAAAAAUGAGAUUUCAGUAUAACUUGGUCAAUUUUAAAACACGCGAUUUCUUACCCCUGCGGAUUGAAAAGAUGUAAUAUAUUUUUGGCGAAAAAAUACGUAUCAUGAAAGAUGAUAAACAAAGAUCGGCAAUGGGUUCGACUUGUUAGCACAAAAGUUAAUUUCAAAUAAAUAACUAAAGAACGAGAGAAGUGCAUGAAAUGUUUGAACGUCCAUCCGCCCACGUUUCGACUAUAAUCAUUUAAGCAGCUCACUUUUUCGGAACAGUGCCGGCACUAGGCGCCCCCACCCCAAGACUUUCUGAAAGCCCUUGAAUGAUAUAGCUGAGUAACUGUGUAACAAAGCUGUAACUGACAAUACUUGUUCAACCAUGGAAGCACUGGUAGUAGGCCAUAUAUUGCAUGACAUUUACGGCAUACAAAACGUAGUCAUGUGAUGGCAACAAAAGGUGGUCAUGUGAUCAAUAUUUCGGAAUUUGUAAGUCGUAUUGUUUCGGAGUUUGUCAGCCACCUGAAGAUUCCUUUAUUGGAUGAAACAGGCUGCAGUGGUAACCUUUUGGUGAGUGGAAGCCAUAUUUGCUCUAUCUUUAUGAUAUCGAGCACUCUUUAUCAUUUAAACUCAUGCAUGCUCUAAUAUUCUUUGUAUAUUAUUCCAUUCCCAGGGAUCAACAGCGUAUGUUCCUCAGCAAGCUUGGAUUCAAAAUGACACAGUGAGAGAAAAUAUUCUGUUUGGGAAAUGUUAUGAUCCUAAACGUUACCACAAAGUAAUUGAUAGCUGUGCAUUGACACCAGAUCUUGAAGUUCUUGCUGGAGGAGAUAAAACACAGAUCGGAGAGAGGGUAAGACACUGGUAAAAUUAUAAUUAGAGAGCUUAAGCAAGCCACGUUUUGACAACACGCACGCCAAACGGAAGUCAAUGGAGCUGUUAUAGAUGGCGAGUGGUGGUGAUAGCCGUUCUUAUUUGAAACCACGAACGUGAAACACAGCUGAAACGGUAACCUGCAGGAAAAAAGUGAGGCAAACAAAAAUGCCAACGCCACCUGACACCACUGCUUAUGCAUGCUGCGUACCCCACAAUUGCUAACGCCGUCGAAUGUCAUCAGUCAUCACCAGCUCGCAGAGUAGAUAUGAUACAGAGGUUCGACUCUGACACCGCCCUGAACGUCCACUAUUUUGAAUGUUUUAGGGGUUACAGCAUCUUCUUAGCGCAUUGGCUAGGACCAUGGCGGGGACCAUGAACAUCAAAAUUUAGGCAGAUAGCGAAAUUACCGCGGAUAUCUACGUGGUGCGCGGCUGAAAAAAGUACCAGACCGAAAUAUUAAUGGCGUACUUCCCGUGCAUAAAUACGCGGUUUAUCCUACCCUGCAUUGGUGAAAUAGCAUCUAUUUGCAAUAAAAUAAAUGCUAUAAAUUAUAUGGCUAGGGUUGCGAAUCAUGCUGAUAUUCUCCAAUAAAGACAUCCACGUCACCACGUGUAUUUAAAAAAUCGGUCAACGCUCUUUCAAAUGUGGAUUUUCUCCGGGUACCCUGGUUUUCUCCUAUAAAUAUAGGAAUGUUGGCAGUGUGGGUUAGGAUAUAGUGUAUAUUAGAUCCACAAACACAGAAGCGUUAGCUACAGGUAAAUACAUAGCAUGAUUAUAUGAAUGCCAUUAUUGCUAUACAACAUAACAACAUAAAUAUUAAAACAUAAUUUGAAAUCAUAUAUACAGAAAGUCAUGGUUUUAUCCAUGCAUGCAUUGUUUUAGGGUGUAAAUCUGAGUGGUGGUCAAAAACAGCGUAUCAACUUGGCAAGAGCUGUGUAUUUCAAUGCAGACAUUUAUUUACUUGAUGAUCCUCUCAGUGCAGUGGAUGCUCAUGUUGGUAAACAUAUCUUUGAUCAUGUCAUUGGACCUCAAGGUUGCCUUAAAAAGAAAGUAAGUUUUUGUUAUAAGUUUUUAACUACCCAUGAAGAAUAGUUAUAACUUACUCAAGGAUAGUAAUGACUUACUCAAAAUGUAGAGGGGCCGGUUCUAUCCACCGGAUAGUGAUUUUUUCAACCUUCCUGAAAAUGGCUGAAGGCUAAAAACUGUGUAUCUACAGGUAUGGACCUCGCAAUAAACAC